This is a messenger RNA of Scutellospora calospora, 234 nucleotides long. The record is from the annotation of a GenBank genome assembly. Lineage: Eukaryota; Fungi; Glomeromycota; Glomeromycetes; Diversisporales; Gigasporaceae.
UCUUAUCUGCUUGGAGCAGAAUCAAAAAUUCUGACGAUCCUCCAAGACUUGUGCUAAACGAUUAUCGAGUUGUUGAGAUAAAUGCAACAUUAUUUAUCGAAGUUAAAUCAUCUGGAAUUUCUAAAAUGACCUUUUUAACAGAUCUUGAUAAAAUCGAUAUUCUAAGAAAAUAUACUUGGUAUUGUCAUAAAUCCAGAGAAUGUAACACAUAUCAUGUUAAAUCAUCAGAUAGCG